Lolium rigidum is the source of this 1245-nucleotide messenger RNA. RefSeq lists its product as uncharacterized. The transcript is spliced from 13 exons. Bases 1 to 1245 code for a protein of 414 amino acids. The record is from RefSeq and is a predicted model, not a curated record. Lineage: Eukaryota; Viridiplantae; Streptophyta; Magnoliopsida; Poales; Poaceae.
AUGAAGGAUGUGCCUCCAGCCGUUGUGAAGCUAGAUGUAGUCGUCCCCGACAACUACGACGAGGAGGUGGCCACUGCCGCCACCCCGGCCGCGUCAAUGGCCGACGAGGACGCCAAGUGGUCCUUGCCAGGGCUGGAGGACGUCGUCCAGCAUUCGGCCAUGGUGAUGGAGCAUAAGGCCAAAAAACUUCGAGAGCAUUGGGAGUCCAUGAUAAAGGACGCCCGCAAGGAAGCAGACAAGAUCCGGCGGGAGGCCAUUAACCCCCGCAAGAUCACCUUCGUAACUCCCUCUAAUCAGCAGUCGCUCACAACUUCAAAGGAGAACAUGCAGAAGGCUGCAGAGCUUCUGAACAAGGAGAAUGAGGAAAUCGACAUCAACGGUGCUGCAAACUCCGGAUUCAGUGACAACAGCACCACGCCAAAUGCCACUUCAGGGAUUGUGAAGAUUGCAAGAAACCCUCAAGGUGCAGAAAGGCUACCACCAGGGAUUGUGGUGUCGGAGUCCGAUCUUCACCUGCGUCGGCUCUGGGGGUCCCCAAGCGAGGACACGGAGACUCGCAAGUACCUCCUGGCGCUGGCGGUAGGAUACACCGAGAGAGUCAAUGUCGAUGCAACCGUCCACAAGUUCUCCAACAACUUCGACGUUGUGCUGUUCCACUACGACGGUCGCAUGACGGAGUGGGACGAGUUCAAGUGGUCAAAGGAGGCUAUUCACAUUAGUGCCAGGAAGCAAACCAAAUGGUGGUUCGCCAAGAGGUUCUUGCACCCAAGCAUCGUUGCGCCGUACGACUACGUCUUCUUGUGGGACGAGGACCUUGGUGUCGAGAAUUUCACCGCAGAAGCGUACAUCAACAUUGUGAAGAAGCAUGGGUUGGGAAUCUCGCAGCCGGGGCUGGACGUGACCAAGGGAAAGAAGCUUUACCAUGUCACUGUCAAAAGAGACGCCAGCGAGAUGCACAAGUUCGUGGAGGUGAUGGCACCGGUUUUCUCCAGGGAUGCUUGGAAAUGCGUGUGGCAUAUGAUCCAGAAUGACCUGGUCCAUGGAUGGGGCCUAGACUUCAAUUUCUGGAGAUGCGUCGAUUUUCCUGAAGAGCAGAUUGGCAUCGUAGAUGCUCAAUUUGUGGUCCAUCAUGGAGUUCCGACGCUCAGAGGACAGGGCAAAGAAAAGCAAGGAAGUAAUGCUAAGAGUAAUUUUGCUAGGCCUAAUGAGAAUGUUUUGUGUGGCUGUUCUGCCGCCGGCAGGUGA